Messenger RNA from Dothidotthia symphoricarpi CBS 119687, 439 nucleotides. RefSeq lists its product as uncharacterized. Lineage: Eukaryota; Fungi; Ascomycota; Dothideomycetes; Pleosporales; Dothidotthiaceae. The coding region runs from base 120 to 371 and encodes 83 amino acids. The transcript is spliced from 2 exons. The record is from RefSeq and is a predicted model, not a curated record.
GAGGUAUCAACCAUGACGUUGGUAUGCAUCACGACGCUUGACUCUCUAGAGCAGUGCGUCAUACUAAAGAAGGAUCAGGCAAGUGCUGAGCAAAAUGACUUCCACGCGAUGAUCUUUCAAUGCUGUGUUCGCAGACCGUCUUGAUUCGUACCGCAAUUGGAGGUGUCAGGUUCGCUGCAAUACCAGUGACCAAGCCCACAGAUGCAGAGAUCUUUGUGACGGUCGGAAAUGAGGAGAAGAUUCGGUUUGUUAUGGAGAAUCAUGGCAUUGCCCCAGAUGGCAUCUUCAGCUCCCGAGACGAGCUUUUCAAGGACGAGAUCCUGAAGGCCACCGACAGGUUGGGUGUUGAUCUCGUCCUAAAUUCAUUCUAGGAGAGAUUCUCCACGCUCUGUGGAAAUAUGUUGCAAAAUAUGCUGUAAAGAUGGCCGUUGACAGUGCC